CGCUAGAAACAAGUAAAAAACAAAACUAGAAAAGAAUGGACCAGUCGUGUUUGGCAGUGCCCGGUGUCAUUGCGGCGUUGCGCGGUUUCAUUGCAGCAACUUCGAUAGCGCCUGAUUCCAUCCAAAUUCCAAACUCAACACCACCACCACCACAUUCGUUCUUUCCUUUUCCUUAAAAAAUUACCUAUAGAUACAGCGAAUUUAGGUUUCAGAGAAGCGGAAAUGGUUUCGGUGGCGCAGGAAGCUCAGCGUGCGCUUAAUAUCCAGCCUCCAAAGAUUAAACUGAAGGCUCGACGAUUGAAAGGUCACAAAGACAGCACUAACUGCUGCAUUGCCUCUUCUCAAAACCCUCGUCUUAUUGUCACUUCCGGCGAGGAUGGUCGUGUUUGCUGGUUUGAUUUACGAUGCAAUGAUGAACCGCGGCUCACUAUGGAUGUUAGUGACGAGUCAAUUCUUUCCUUGUGUUUCAAGUCAGGGAAUGAAGAUAAUAUCUAUGUCUCAUCAGGAAAGGAAAUCAAGUGUUUUGAUGUGCGCCUGGCCGCCGCCAAAUGGGAGCCACUGGAGAAUUACAAUUAUAACAAAGAGGAGAUAAACAAGGUUACAUGCAACUCAAGAUCCUCAUUUCUUGCUGCAGCAGAUGAUAGUGGCGAGGUGAAGAUAAUUGACAUAAAGCAGCAUUGCCUUUACAAAACAUUGAGGGCCGAAACUGGUCAUACAAGUAUAUGUAGCACUGUGGAAUUCCUUCCUUGGCGAUCUUGGGAAGUAAUUAGUGGUGGUCUCGAUUCAACUCUUGUGCUGUGGGAAUUCUCCAAAGCUCGCCCCUACAAAGUAGUCAAUUUCGGUACUGUAAGUAAUAGCGGCGCGGGGCAGUGUUUCAACCCUUCCUUGAUUCAUGCAAUAGCUGUCCCAGAAAUUGACAUGGUAGAUAAAUUAGGCAGGGUAUGUGCUGUUGCAGGUGGUGGAGUUAUUAAUGUGAUUGACAUUGAAUCAGAAAUCGCUGCUGUAAGAUCAAAAACCUCUUCGAAUACACGAAAAGGAUCACAAUCAAGAUUAAAAGACGGUAGUUCGACUAGCAAUACAAAUGCGGAUCGUAAUGUAAAAAAGAGGCUGCAUUUUGAUUACAGUAUGGGUGGCCAUACUUCAGCUGUUUCUAGCCUGGCAUUUUCGUUGUUUGGGGAAAGAGGGAAAUUCUUAAUAUCUGGUGGAAAUGAUAAGUUGGUGAAAGUGUGGAACUGGUCCAGUUAUAUUGAUGCUGGGUCAAGUGAUAGCAACAAUGAUAUCCUACAUUUGAACAUUGGUGUACCUCAGAAGGUCAAUUGGCUAUGUACCACUUCAGCUGAUACAGACAACCUUGUUGUGUGCGACACGUCUAAAACCGUAAAGGUCUAUUCUAUAACAUAGUUUCAAGCCGAGUAUUCCUGGAGAGCAAUCAAAACGAUUUAUGUUAUAUGAGAUCAUUCUCCAUGACAGGAAAAACUUAAGCACACAGGAUUUUAGUAUAGAUAUACACACUUUUUUAGGCUUUCUGUGCGUUAUAAUGCACCAUGAAAUAAUUUUAAUGUAAUAUGUAGUUCUUUCAUGAAUCUUAAUUGAUGUUUUUAAAAAAGAUAUUUUGGUAGAUUAACUAAUUGACCUGUGUUCUUUA
Lathyrus oleraceus (garden pea) is the source of this 1645-nucleotide messenger RNA. RefSeq lists its product as uncharacterized. Gene Ontology annotation, molecular function: protein binding. The record is from RefSeq and is a predicted model, not a curated record. The coding region runs from base 223 to 1401 and encodes 392 amino acids. NCBI's taxonomy places the organism in Eukaryota, Viridiplantae, Streptophyta, Magnoliopsida, Fabales, Fabaceae. The transcript is spliced from 11 exons.